AUGGCGCCGCAAGCCUGCAGCCUGAGAAAGACGGCCGCCCUCGGCCCUUCGAAAAGCCCCUUGAAGCCAAAGCGACCGAAAACCGCUCUGGACGAAAGCUUGGCCGUUGACUUAGUCCCGGUGGCCGAAACUCAAGAGGAGACAGAAUCUGCCGCAUCGAGUCUGGUUGGUCCCAUGAUGGGCCAGCCAUCACCGGUGGCACCUUCCAUUCUUAGCGCCACGCCGCCAACAGUUGAGAGUCAGCGGUGGUGUGCCACUUCAGAAUCCCACUGCAGAUGGUUCUGCGACGACUGGCUCGGCUCUCAGCCACGUUCAUCCCACCUGGCCAACUUCCCCUCAUCUGUCUGGCUCAGCUACCUUGACACGCAGCCUAUAACCCGAAGCGAAGGGGAAAUGCCGCCGCCCCUUGGAGAGGUACUCCCACUGAGCACAAUCGCGAACAACAGCGAGAACGAUGACGCCGUGGAGAACUUACGCCGCCGAAUACGCGCGAAGAAGGAGGAACUCUGGGCCAAAGGGCUUCCAGUGACAGUCCGCGCAUCACCACCUCGGAGGCCUCGGCCACCGAGGGGGAUGUUUCCCCCCUACGCACGGCAGCUGCUCGACGCCGGCAGCGAGUUUGUCCACAAGGGGCAGCACCGCUGGGUCAUCAAGCACGCGUGCGGCACCAAGGUGACCAGGUUCGACCCUACCGGCAUCCUCCCCGGAGAACCCGAAGCCAUGCGCUUCGCGGCGGAGCAUACCAGCAUCCCCGUGGCUUGCGUGUACGAAGUCGCCGAGGACCACUUCACAAUGGACUUCGUCCAAGGCCAACCGCUCGUUCAGGGGUGGGGCACCACCCUCUCGGCCGAGGAUAGGGCUCUCCCAGCUGCGCGCCUCAAGAGCCCGGACGGCGUCAUCUGCUCCUUCGGCAGCCACCCAGCCAUUGAACGACCGCAAGUACUUCCGCUACGAGGCGAGCUGUUCGCCAACGAGGCCGAGUACAACGAAUUCCUGCUGGGUGACCUGUUCGCAAUCGACGUCGUCCACGACAUGAUCCGCAAACAAAUGCGGACGGACCACGGGAUCGUCCUGACGCACGGUGGCCUGCGGUCUAACAACUUCCUGGUGCGGCCCGGGGUGGGCGUCGUGGCCAUUAUCGACUGGAGAUAUGCCAAUUAUUAUUACCCGGAAAUUUUCCCGCAGCGCUACGAUGACCAAUGGUUCGUCGACCAGGUGCUGAUUGUGUACGCCAGGCAUUGA
Messenger RNA from Parathielavia appendiculata, 1242 nucleotides. RefSeq lists its product as uncharacterized. Lineage: Eukaryota; Fungi; Ascomycota; Sordariomycetes; Sordariales; Chaetomiaceae. The transcript is spliced from 5 exons. The coding region runs from base 1 to 1242 and encodes 413 amino acids. The record is from RefSeq and is a predicted model, not a curated record.